GUCAAAGAAUACCUUUGUAUUCUUUGGUUCAAGUGCUGCUUCGGUAUAGUCAAAUUUUGGGACAAUUCAAUUGUUGUUGUCAUGUUGAGGUUAAUUGUUGUUCAUUGAUUUUGUCAACAAUCUUGAUUUUAGAAUUCCAGAAAAUUAAUUUUUUCAAAAUUAUGUUUAUAGUUGCCAUUACAGGUGGCAUUGCCACUGGUAAAACCACAGUCAGCAAAGUCUUCGAAGAAAAUGGAAUCCCAGUAAUAGAUGCUGAUAAAAUUGCACGCGAAAUCGUGCAGCCUGGAAAACCAUGUUGGGAAAAAAUUAGAGAGAUUUUUGGUGACGACAUGCUUCUGCCAAAUAAAGAAAUAAAUCGUGCCGCGUUAGGACGUCUUAUAUUCUCAGAUAAGGAUCUACGCAUGAAAUUGAACAAAAUUACGCAUCCCGUGAUACACCGUGCUAUUUUAAAAGAUGUGUGCAAACAUUUCAUGAGCGGGCGAGCAUGGAUAGUGCUCGAUUUACCUCUGUUAUUUGAGACUGGUAUAUUGAUGGAUUUUAUUUACAAAGUAAUUACUGUAUCUUGUGACUCUGAAACUCAGUUAAACCGUUUAUUGAUACGCAAUGAACUACAUCCAGAAGACGCACGCAAACGGAUUGAAUCACAAAUGCCAUUAGAGAAAAAAUGUGAAAAAUCGCACUUUGUUAUUGAUAACUGUGGAACAAUUGCUGAAACUAGAGCUGAGGCCUUACGUAUUUUGAAUUUGAUGAAUGAAAGUAAACAGCAUUGGCGAAAUCGCCUCAGUUUACUUGGAUUUCUUUUUGCAAUCUUAUUUUCAUUUUAUUAUUUAAACAAAGUCUUCAACAUAAUUCCAGCACUUAAUUUUAAAAGAACAUGAAAUGUUUGUGAUGUGAAAUAAUUAAAACCAAAUGAAAUAUUUUAUUAUAGUAUUGUUAUUAAAUGUACGUAAUUGUUUCUAAUAGACAAUAUAUAAUAUUUAAUUAUUGAAAAUAUUAUGACUAGCUUGUGAAUAUGAAACUUUAAGUAAAUGAAGUUUCUC
This is a messenger RNA of Teleopsis dalmanni, 1040 nucleotides long. RefSeq names its product dephospho-CoA kinase (gene Dpck). Lineage: Eukaryota; Metazoa; Arthropoda; Insecta; Diptera; Diopsidae. The record is from RefSeq and is a predicted model, not a curated record. The coding region runs from base 162 to 878 and encodes 238 amino acids. The transcript is spliced from 3 exons. Gene Ontology annotation, biological process: coenzyme A biosynthetic process. Gene Ontology annotation, molecular function: ATP binding; dephospho-CoA kinase activity.